This is a messenger RNA of Rotaria sp. Silwood2, 1413 nucleotides long. The record is from the annotation of a GenBank genome assembly. NCBI's taxonomy places the organism in Eukaryota, Metazoa, Rotifera, Eurotatoria, Philodinida, Philodinidae.
AUGGUAAUAAAUAAUGGUCAGAGUACGACAGUCACCAAUACUAAUACAUUAGCCCGACAAUUAGAAAUUGCCUAUGGUUUGCCAGCAGGUUCGUUAAUAAUCACUAAUAUUGUGAUCAGAGGUAUUACAACAAAUGCUGGUAGCGGUCGUCGUCGUCGUGCACUUUACAGAACAAAACGUGACGUAUCUAGUUGUAGUCAAUUCGGAUUUGCUCGCUUAUUAGUGGAAAUCACAAUGCGCGUAAUCUACCCAAAAAAGUGUGGUGUAUCACAGUCUUGCAAAACAAAAUUUCUCCAGAGUACUGUAGCUCAAAUAAAUGCAUAUGGUGGAAAUAUUCCAUUAACAAUCAUAUUUGCUGACGGACGCUCUAUUACAUUGGUGUUAUACCCUUGCACCAAUACUGGUGGUUUAUCAUUGUUCGAUAUUACAAGUCUUACAACUACAACUACACCAGCUCCCGUCUGUUCGCUUCAAUGGAACACAGUUGGCACGACUGUAGCAGGUGCUGCUAAUGGUGCCGCUGGUGUUACACUCAACCGGCUCAGCGGUCCUCGUGACAUAUUUUUGGGUUCAUCCAGUACACUCAAUAUCGCUGAUAGUAAUAAUAAUAGAGUCCAGAAAUGGACGAUAGGUGCUGCCGCUGGUACGACAGUCGCUGGUCAAACAGGUGGAGCACCUGGUGCAGGUGCAAAUCAGCUCCGUUUUCCUACUGGUGUCGUUGUUGACGAAACUAGUACCGUCUUGGUGGUAGAUGACAUUAAUGAUCGAGUUCAAUCCUGGCCAUUAAUAGCAGUUCAAGGCACAACCAUUGCCGGCGCAGGAGGAAAUGGAGCGGGAAAUAAUCAAUUCAACCGUCCAUUUGGUAUUGCACGUGAUGCUAACACGAAAACACUUUACAUCAGUGAUUCGUUGAAUCAUCGUGUGAUGCGAUAUUUAGCAGGUGCAGCGGCUGGUACUGUGGUUGCUGGUGGUAAUGGAGGUGGAAAUGCCAACAAUCAGUUGAACUUUCCAGCUGGUAUCUAUUUCGAUGCAGCAUCAAACAGUCUUGUGAUCGCUAAUCGUAACAGCCACAAUAUCAUCCGCUGGGCUAUAGUACCCAAUACACGAACAGUUAUUGCUGGUAGUGCUGCUGGAGUAGCUGGUAAUACAGCAAUAUUACUAAGCAGUCCAGAUGGUGUAACGCUCGAUUCUGCUGGAAAUAUAUAUGUGGCCGAUACAGGAAAUAAUCGCAUACAGUUGUUUAAGGUUGGUCAAACUAAUGCUAUUACCAUUGCAGGAGUACCUGGAUUACCUAAUGCUAAUCCAUCCUCACUACGUGGUCCUUCUGCCGUUAGACUCGACAGUCAAGGUAAUUUGUACGUGGCCGACAGAAACAAUAACCGCAUACAAAUGUUCAUGUGCAUCCAAAGUUAA